CAAUGCCGCGACACACUCUUUGCAAUUUUAGAGUUCACGUGCGAUAUGAGCAUCUAUCUUGGCAUGUGAUGCUCUAUCCUAUAAGCACGUGUUUCCCUAGUUCAGCAGAAAAUCCGUCUACUCUUACCAAAUCAGAAAAUUUAGUCUAUUGGUGAUACACUCGCUGCAAAAACUCCAGUGUGUGGGUGCAACCACACGGUCGGUACGAGACCUCCUUAUUUGCUGAAGAAGAACUACUCUACAUGAGACGUACUGUCGUAUAACUUCUCUGGAGAUAGCUUGUGCGUUUGAGUCGUAUGUGGUCCACUAACAUACCGCAUCCGAUGACUUCUAGAGCUCACUGAACGACAUCAUCUCCGCCAGAAAGACAGUAUAUCGUAGCCCUCAAAUAUAACUGCAGCCCCAUCUUCUUUUUUGCAGGGCGAUAAUGCACAUACUGAGGAACGAAUACGCGGCCACCUACAUACCCGAGUACAUGAACUACAGCAACGCAGACCUGAGAAGGGCCGUAAAUCGCCACCUGCCUGACCGAUUACAGGAAUGGUCACCGGACAUUUUGGUGUGCCUGCAGCUCGAGCGGUUCUCACGCUUCCUCGACGAGCUACGCAGUCCGGAGAAAGCCGCCAGCUUAAAGCUUUACCUGGGCGCGUACCUGGUAUUUAAGAUGAUGACCUUUGCAUCGCGACACUUAACGCACGCUAUGAUGAAAGUAAAAGGCCAGCUUUCCCAAAUGGACCGGUACGUGAGGGCGCAGUGCGCGGACCUGAUCGACACUACCUUGCCCCUGUCUGCCCGGAAGUUCCAGCAGGACAAGAUUGACAGCGCAUCGCGACUUGCCAUCUUCGACAUCUACGCCCACGUGCUCCGAGCGCUCGUGGACGUCGUCGCCGGCCACGACACCGAUAUCGCCUCCAGUAUAGACGAAUAUGCGCACACGCUAUCCCUCGGUGCCUUCAACUUGACCAUCAGGCAAGAGCAGCUAGAGGCGCUCUACGCGUUCGUACCUCAGCUAAAAAUCGAUAAACUGCGGUCAUUUAUGGACCUGUACACCCCAGCGAUGGACUCUACACUAACGGUGCUUAGGAAUUCCACCAACGUCCACAGGAGGAACCUCGCGCAUGUUCCACACUUGGCCACCAGUCCCGUCUACCGUCUUCUAGUGGCACGCGAGAUAGUGAUCCCGUCGUAUGCGUUAUUGUGGCCUGUGUUCCACCGCGAAUAUCCCGCAGCAGUGAACAUGGGGUUGCUUGGAACUUUGAUCGCUCGAGGUCUGGUGGACAUGGUGUUUUACAUGUUCUUCCAGGAUAAGGACUUCCAGCCCCUGCCUCGGGCUCAGGUGAAGUUUCCACCUGCGCUGCUGGACUUCAUCGAACGCCUUAGGAGAAGUCUUAAAUACAGCCUCAAGAGUUUAAAAAACGGGACAACGUCGAGGAGGGACAUCGAGGAGCUGAUAAAGCAAGUCAUAGUCGGACACCUGGUGAGCAGAGCUCUUGCCACAGUGUCGUCGCCGAAGCCCACCGAGUACUUCUCAGCGCUGCCCGCAGAACGGCUCUUGUACAUGGCCAUCUGCUUCAGAAACUGCCAAAUGACACCGACAUUGAGGAGCUUCGCCGCCUGCAACGUGGUUGUGCCGCACCUUCCCGGGUUUGCGCGGGCGUUCGGCUGUAACAUUACGUCGGGCUCCGCGUUCUCCUUGGGUGACAUUCCUGAAGCAGCGCCGAAGGAAGAGGACGUUGCACGCGGCACUACUGAAUAUGUGACGGUUUAAUACUCCUAUCCGAAGGCCAGAUGGAACAGGAGUUAAAUAUUUAUUGCUUAUUUCACGAUUUCGCUUGUCGAUACAGCGCUUUCAUAUAUUUGCAGCGAGCCUCGCCCCAUUGGUAAAGCCUUUCCCUAUACUGCUAUAGAGACAAACAAGUAAUUUUAAUACAUUACAAGUAAUAAUUUUCUAUCGGAUGAAUAUGUGCAGAAAUGAGGACCACACAGUGCGCGAUGGGGGAACAUGAAGUCGCACGAUGCAAAGUAAAAGGUUCUCAGCGGGCGUGAAGAUGCCUAUUGUGGAACGAAAGGGUCCCAGAGAUGUUGAGUAGAUUCCUACAAGUACUUACUUUCGCGACUCGUACAUAAAAUAAUAUCGUAGCGACAAUGACAUUGCCGCAAAGGACAUUAGCAGUGGGGAACGAUCACAUUUGUGUAUGUGUUUGAGUGCGUACGCGCGCUUUUGUGUAUAUGUGUUCUGUUUGCGCGUGCUGUGUGCGUCAACGCGGUGUUCGUGCGCGUGAGUGCAUAAGAAUAGGCUAAGCGUGUGCUGUACUCACGAUUUGUGCUUGUCUGCACUGUGUACACCUUGUGUCCAUAUUAUACCUCCACCUAUUGGCGGCAGUGGCUAGCCGCGCCAGGCACGUUGCUCGUAUUCGCGGGCUUCUUUUACACUCGGAAAAACACUUGUAUGUAGCACGUAUGGAGCAACAGAAACCAGUAUCGGGGAGUGUUUCUUUUUUAUGUUGCUCUGAAAUUUUCUCAUUGACACUAAUUAUCAUAUUUGAGAAGAUGGCUAACAUUAUAUUAUUUGCGAAGCUCAGUAAUUAAGACUAAUUAUAUGAUUAAGCGAAGUGAAAAAUAUAACUAAGCGACGGCAAACAUUACCUCGGUUCUGUUCAGCUACGUGGCAUGAUAUGACGAUGCACUCUAAUACGAUGCGACCAAAUGCAUGUUGCUGAUACUGUAUGGAGUAAGUCGCACUAUAUUUUAUUGUGUUUAAUUGCAUAAUUAGUCAAGAUUAAUUCACCAACCUAUGGAGCAGUGAAGUUAGGCAAGAUAUUCUAAUUAUAAAGCUGUAGGUCGGUUUGGAUAACGUCCGAUUAAACAGUUUCUAACUUGCUAUCUGUUAAGUAUUAGUUGUUUGUCGCUUAGUGCCGAUUUCCGCGAAAUACGAAAAAUUUGAAGGCCCAAUCCACUCUGUGAAAGCUGAAUCUAUUCUGUUCUAACGAAUGAAUUGGGUACGUCGUAAAUUGCCGUAAAUAACCAUUUAUUGCACAAUGGCAUUCACGACGGCUUUACCAUCGCGGUGGUAUGUACUGUUACGG
Molecule: messenger RNA, 3086 nt
Organism: Dermacentor andersoni
Lineage: Eukaryota; Metazoa; Arthropoda; Arachnida; Ixodida; Ixodidae
Molecular function (GO): metallopeptidase activity
Source: RefSeq, a predicted model, not a curated record